Thlaspi arvense is the source of this 630-nucleotide messenger RNA. Lineage: Eukaryota; Viridiplantae; Streptophyta; Magnoliopsida; Brassicales; Brassicaceae. The record is from the annotation of a GenBank genome assembly.
AUGGUGAAAAGUUACCCGGAAGUGAAGGAAGAUUACAAGAAAGCUGUUGAGAGAUGCAAGAGGAAGCUCCGUGGUCUUAUCGCCGAGAAGCAUUGUGCUCCCAUCGUCCUACGGCUUGCAUGGCACUCGGCUGGGACAUUUGACGUGAAGACGAAGACAGGAGGACCGUUCGGGACGAUAAGGCAUCCACAAGAGCUAGCACAUGAUGCUAACAAUGGUCUUGAUAUCGCUGUCAGGCUUCUUGAGCCCAUCAAAGAUCUGUUCCCCAUCUUGUCCUACGCUGAUUUCUACCAGCUAGCUGGAGUUGUUGCUGUUGAGAUCACUGGAGGACCCGAGAUUCCAUUUCAUCCUGGAAGACUGGACAAAGUUGAGCCGCCUCCUGAAGGUCGUCUACCUCAGGCCACCAAAGGUAAAACAGUUGGACCAUGGACACAAAACCCUCUCAUUUUCGACAACUCGUAUUUCAAAGAGAUACUAAGCGGAGAGAAAGGACUUCUUCAGCUGCCAACGGACAAGGCUCUUCUCCAGGAUCCUCUCUUUCGUCCUCUCGUUGAGAGAUAUGCUGCAGACGAGGAUGCCUUCUUCGAAGACUAUACUGAAGCUCAUCUCAAGUUGUCAGAACUCGGGUAA